Molecule: messenger RNA, 1979 nt
Organism: Pangasianodon hypophthalmus (striped catfish)
Lineage: Eukaryota; Metazoa; Chordata; Actinopteri; Siluriformes; Pangasiidae
Gene: ndufaf7
Product: NADH:ubiquinone oxidoreductase complex assembly factor 7
Exons: 10
Coding region: 259-1614 (451 amino acids)
Biological process (GO): mitochondrial respiratory chain complex I assembly
Cellular component (GO): mitochondrion
Molecular function (GO): protein-arginine omega-N symmetric methyltransferase activity
Source: RefSeq, a predicted model, not a curated record
UUAGAGUAGUAUUCUGACAUUCCGGUAACAUGCUGACUUGAAAUUAACUUUGAAAUGAGAUAUAAACAAAAAGGUUAGCUGUAAUUAAAAAGAUAACUGUUAUUAUUCCUGCGAAACAAUGGCAGAAGAAUCAUUAGUUUUAAUUAAAUCGACUUUUAUUAUAUCAGGUCUAUUAAAAACAACUGUAAAGACUGGGGUUGUUUAAUCUUAGUGUUAAUUGAUCAGUGAUACUGUGUGCUAAAUUUAUUUACCAAAGAAAUGGAGACAAUUCAGAAGAUGAUCAGCAUUAGCAGGACAUCAGUGCGCUUUCUUGCCCCAUCACUGAAUGCACAGUGGACGAGGAUGCUGAGCCGAAGCUGUUCCAGCUCUUCGUCAGAGAAACAGGCUCCUAACCCCUCCAUGCUGAGGCAUCUGGUGUCCAAAAUUACAGCCACAGGUCCCAUCACGGUGGCUGAGUACAUGCGUGAAGUCCUCACUAACCCAGUCUCGGGAUAUUAUGUAAAGAAUGACAUGCUGGGAGCUGAUGGAGAUUUUAUCACAUCACCAGAAAUAAGCCAGAUUUUUGGAGAGUUGCUUGGUAUCUGGUGUGUAAGCGAGUGGAUGGCUGCAGGAAAACCCAAAACAUUUCAGCUUGUAGAACUCGGACCAGGACGAGGUUCCUUGACCAGUGACAUCCUGAGGGUCUUCGGUCAGUUGCAGUCAGCUCUGUGUGGAGCGUCAGUGUCUGUUCACCUGGUGGAGGUGAGCCCAAAGCUAAGCGAGGUCCAGGCUCACUGUCUGGCAGGAGAAAACACUCAGGUGUGUGUGAGUGACGAAGAGUCUGUGUACCGCAAUGGCACCACACACACUGGCGUUCCUGUCUCAUGGUACCGGAGGAUAGACGACAUUCCAAGAGGCUUCAGUAUAUUCUUGGCUCACGAGUUUUUCGAUGCUCUGCCCAUUCACAAGUUUCAGAAAACGGAGAAGGGUUGGAGAGAGGUGAUGAUUGAUAUCGACCCUGAGAAACCCGAUAAGCUCAGAUUUGUGGUGUUUCCUGCUCCUACUCUCGCAUCUACUACACUCAUACAAGCGGAUGAGCAGCGGCAGCACGUGGAGGUUUGUGCAGAAGCCGGAGUCAUUGUUCAGAAGCUGGCUAAUCGGGUCUCAGAGGACGGGGGUGCAGCACUGAUCGCAGACUACGGUCACAAUGGAACGAAGACGGACACAUUCAGAGGUUUUAGAGGACACAAACUGCAUGACGUGCUGGAGGCUCCGGGCAGCGCAGACCUGACCGCAGACGUUGACUUUAGUUAUCUGAGGAAGAUGGCUGGAGAUGCAGUGGUCUGCUUUGGACCCAUCACACAGAGAUCCUUUCUCAAGAACAUGGGUAUUGACACACGCUUGCAGGUCCUGUUGAGAAGCUGUAAUGACUCCUCCACCCGAGCUCAGCUCGUUCACGGCUACAGCAUGCUGACUGAUCCGGAGAAGAUGGGUCACAGGUUCCAGUUCUUGUCCCUGCUGCGUCCCAGUCGUCUGGCUCAGCCGGAGGAGGAGAAAGGAGUCAUGAUGAAGAGAAGGAGGAAAGGCACGGCACCGCUCCCUGUUGCUGGAUUCACUGAGCUUGGACUAAACUGAGAGCCGAAAAAACCCAUCAAAACCCAUCGCUUCUCCACUGUAAUGCAGAAACUGUCUUACACUGCACACUUCUCUACUAUUCUUGUAUGUUUCUCCUGAGAAAAACGAACAAAAGCAGUACAGUAAGAAGAGUCAGUAAGAAUGAUGGAUUGUAUUUGCUGAGCAAAAGAAGUAUGAAGCACACUUUUUCCCCUAGACUAUCCCAUCAUCCACCGUGGAAGAGAAGUGGAGAAGCAUGUACCAGAUAACUGAGCACCUGACAGGCUAGCGAUGACGGCUGUAGUUUUUCUGCAAUGCCAAUUUUGUUUGUCUCAAAAGUAUAAAUGUAAAUUGUCUGUAUGAAAUAAAAAUACACAGCACCGUGA